Messenger RNA from Pecten maximus, 2457 nucleotides. Its product is annotated as programmed cell death protein 6-like. The record is from RefSeq and is a predicted model, not a curated record. Lineage: Eukaryota; Metazoa; Mollusca; Bivalvia; Pectinida; Pectinidae. Bases 27 to 596 code for a protein of 189 amino acids. Gene Ontology annotation, molecular function: calcium ion binding. The transcript is spliced from 6 exons.
GAAGGGAAAGCCUGCGAUUGAGAAAGAUGGCGUAUUUUCAGCAACAGGGGUAUGGACAACCUCAGGGCCCUCCUCCUGGUGGCAUGGAUCAAGGAUUCCUGUGGAAUGUGUUCCAAAAGAUUGAUACUGACAGGAGUGGUGCCAUCUCUGCCUCAGAGCUUGGACAAGCUCUGACCAAUGGAACAUGGACACCAUUUAACCCUGAGACUAUCCGUCUGAUGAUUGGGAUGUUUGACCGGGACAAUUCUGGAACCAUCAACUUUCAAGAGUUUGCUCAACUUUGGAAAUAUGUAACUGAUUGGCAGAACUGUUUCCGUACCUAUGACCGUGAUAACUCGGGAUCCAUCGAUAAAAAUGAGUUGAAAACAGCCAUGACUGGUUUUGGAUAUCGCCUUUCUGAUCGAUUCUACGACAUCUUGGUGCGGAAAUUUGACAGACAGGGAAGAGGAACUGUGGCCUUUGAUGACUUCAUACAGUGUUGUGUUGUCCUGCAGACGUUGACAGCAGCUUUUCGACAACAUGAUACAGACCAAGAUGGCUGGAUUCAAAUAGGUUACGAACAAUUCUUAACACUGGUAUUCAAUCUCAAAUCCUAAUGUGACUCGUAAAACAAAUUGUGAGUUUAAUUAUGCCAUGUAUAGUGCUAAGUACAUACGGUGUAUUUCUGAUACAUAUGUUUACAUACCUAUAUAUAUAGAUGUUGUUAGAAAAACCAUUUGUAGCAUAUAAAACUAAAUUUUUGUCCCAACAUUUCAAACUUAUAGUAUAUACUUUAAUUAAAUUUCAAAUUGCAUUAUAAAAUGUUAAUCCAAAUUUUGAAAAUAUAACACUGUUAUCAUGUGUGCUUCAAAACCUCUUCAAAGACAACAGAUUAAGUUGAAAUGUGUAUUAGAACAUGUUUAUUCAAACUUUGUGAAAAUAUACUGUUUUUUGUGCUUCAAAACCUCAUCGAAUAAUAAGUAAUUAUAUAAAUAAUGCUUCAAUACUUUGUGUUUGAUUAUUUUGUAAUUUUUUGUAUGAACUUAGUGCUAUUAUUUUCGAGUCGUGUUAAACCUACAUAUAUAUUCAAGAUAUCUCCAGUACAUCUUAAUAUAUAAUCAUAUUUACUAACAACAAACAAUAGUAUAGGUUUUAAUAGCAAGCAAUCAUAUAUAUACGUAGUAGCUAUAAUCUACAAUCACAAAGGGACAGUAUUCUCCACAACAUGUGUUUUGGUAGGCCAAAUUCCAGUCAGUUUGUAAAAUUAUUGUCGGUUAUUAUCAAAGUAAGUGAAAAACAUAUACAUUGUAUAUCAGGAGUAUUUUAAGAAUCAAGUACAAUGGGGCAAGGGAGGUAACUACAUGAACUGAACAGAUCGUGUACAGUUGCAUAUUAUAGAUUCAGUGUUUAACUGGUUGUAAAGACAGAAAUUCAAUUAACACAAAUGCCGAUAUUUUCAAGAUAUAUACAUUAUUUUGAAGUUCAUAAGUAAUUGCCUUGCAGUAAACCAUUAAAAAAAAUAAUACAUUGAAUAGAAUUUUUUUAUGAUCUGUAAUAUUUCCACUUUUUCAACCUUAACAAGACAUGAUUUACUUAAGUUUGCUUGUCACUUGGUUAAUUGAAGUAUUUGGCAUAAAAUGUCCAAAUUAGACCAGAACAAAAUAGAUAAAUUUUAGAUUCUGCUCCUGUUGGCUAUGUGGUUGUAUAUAUUCAUUUAGAUCUGUCAUAUUGUUUAUACUGUUGCUUGUUAAAUUUAGUUUGUACCUACAUGUAAUACAUUUAAUAAUCAGCUGUUAGCCCAUGGAGCUGUUCUGUAGUCUCCGGUUUCUGUAAUUGUGAUGUAAUCAUAUGAUUAUGGUUUGCUUUAAGUUGUUCUUUGGUACAGCAUCAACACUUAGCCAUGUACUAUACACAAAUACAGGGUCUUAUUUUCUGUCAUUUCAGACACAAUACUUCAGUAUAUGAAAUGUAUCUAACAUUACAAUGAGAAGAUGUCUAUCAAAAUUCUCUGGAUAACUGCAAGAGUCAUAAUUUUGAAUGGAAAUUCAAAUUCUGGAAUGUUCAUACACCUAGUUUUAUUGUGUACACUCUUUUGUACAUUAUGCAUUCAACAGACUUAGUGAAUUUAAUUUGUAGCUGUUUGGAUUGAAGAACUAUUUCAAAGCUAUACAGUUAAACUCUGACAUGUUGGUAUUUCUCAGUUUUCUCCUAAAGAAAGGACAAAUACACAACAGCAGGGAAGAUAUUUAUAUGUUAAAACUAUUACAGUUUGGAAUCCCUUUGGUUCAAUAUUUAGCAGAAUUCUAAAAUACAAGGAUUACAUUGUUAAGAAUAUAGCAGUACAAAAUAGCAUUACGUUUGAACAUAUAUUUAAAAAUCAGUGGAUAUUUUUGUCUCUAUAUGCGAUGUUUGAAUUGUACACAUGGACUUAUUGUAAUUCUGUAUAAUGAUAUGAAAUUAAACCUCUAUUGACCAGUU